UAAGUUUCUUAAUCGCGACUCCAGCUUUGACCAGACUACUUCGCUUGUUAAUUUACUAAGUAAAAUCGCUCUUGAAGAAUUAUCCGGAUGUACGGCUAUUAUCCUUUACGACAUAUUCACGGAGAGAAGUAGCGAUUUACUCCUUGAAAAACUGUUCCGAACCCUACCAAUUCCCUACCUCCACGGCCAAAUAACGGAAAAAUAUCACAUGAAAGUACCCCAAUUGCUAACAACUGAAGACACUUGCACCGCUUACAUCCUUUUCCUCAAAGACGUGAUGAGGAGUAAGAAUGUUAUAGGUCCCCAAACUAACAAUAAAGUUAUUCUGGUUUCGCGGUCGUCGCAAUGGAGGGUUUACGAAUUUUUGGCCAGCGAACAGUCGCAGAGUUUUAUGAAUUUGCUAGUUAUCGCAAAAUCGGAGAAAAUUGUUUCGUCAAACAUUGAACUUCCCUUCAUUCUCUACACACAUAAAUUGUACAUCGACGCUUUGGGAUCAAGUCUCUAUCAAGUGCUAACUUCGUGGAGAAAUGGCUCUUUUACCAGAUCUCAAGUGAAUUUGUUCCCGAAAAAAAUUCUAGAUGGGUUUGCUGGGCACAGGUUUAUCAUCUCUUUAGCACACCAGCCCCCAUUCGUCAUCAAAAAAGAACUUGACGAGAACAAUGACAUUCGUUGGGAGGGAAUCGAAGUCCGUUUGGUCAACCUCUUAUCAAAGACUUUUAAUUUCACGACUGACUACCGCGAGGCUGGGCAAACAUCUCAGCUUGGGUUGGUUUCUCAGUUUCUAGACAAGAUUGUCUGAGAAUAUGGUUUUAGGUCUGCUGAGUCGGUCACGACGGUAAUUAUCCAAAAUGGCGCCAAUUUAGGAAUCGGCGGUCUUUAUAUCACCGAACCUCGUAUUAAAGCAACAGACGUGUCCCACAUCCACUCUCAAGAUUGUGCUGCUUUUAUAUCUCUAGCUUCGACGGCCCUUCCUCGCUAUCGUGCUAUUAUGGGGCCUUUUCAUUGGACCGUUUGGUUAUUCUUAACUUUUGUCUACUUAUUUGCAAUUUUUCCGUUGGCAUUUUCGGACAAACACACACUUCAGCAUCUUUUGGAUAAGCCCGAAGAAGUUGAAAAUAUGUUUUGGUACGUUUUUGGGACAUUUACAAACGCUUUCAGUUUUUUGGGGAAAGACUCGUGGAGCAAAAGUGAUAAGUUUGCAACAAGAUUACUGAUUGGUUUUUAUUGGAUUUUCACAAUUAUUGUAACAGCGUGUUACACAGGAUCUAUCAUUGCUUUUGUAACACUUCCGGUCUUUCCGGAAACUGUCGAUACCCCGGAACAGUUACUUAGAGGCAAAUACACAAUUGGGAUUUUGGAUAAAGGUGGCUGGCAACACUGGUUUGAAAAUUCAAGCGAUCCUAUUAUUGCGAAAUUGCUAAAACGGACUGAUUUUGUCCCAGAUAUCGAAUCGGGGUUGAAGAACACCACGAAGGCAUUUUUUUGGUCGUAUGCCUUUUUGGGUUCUAGAGCCCAACUCGACUACAUUGUUCGAACAAACUUCACCACAAUGAACAAACGCUCUUUGCUCCAUAUAAGUUCCGAAUGCUUCGUCCCUUUCGGUGUGAGCAUAAUCUACAAUAAAAAUGCCCUCUACAGCAAAAUCAUUGACCAAGGCGUCCUGCGAGCCGUUCAAAGCGGCAUAAUUGACAAAAUAAAAAAGGAUGUCGAAUGGGAAACAAUGCGUACCGCCUCUGGAAAACUCCUAGCAGCCAAUUCCUACGGCAAAAACUUGAAAGCAUUAAGUGUCGAAGACCGCGCUUUGACACUCAACGACACCCAAGGCAUGUUCUUGCUUUUGGGAAUUGGUUUUCUCCUAGGAGGAGCCUCGCUCUUGUCGGAAUGGAUGGGUGGAUGCUUACAUUUGUGUAAAGGAAGAAGAAACAAAUCGGCAAAAAGUAUAGAAAGUAACUAUAGGUCACAUGAAGUACCCACACCUCGAGAAAAGUUAAAUUCAUUACAAUUUAACUCGUUUGAGAAUCACAAAAUUGAGGAAGAUGUUGUUGAAGAACGCAACUGUAUUAUCCACAAACAAGACGAGGAUGAUAUUGAGGAACACAUUGAUAAGCUUUUUGAUUUUGAGGGAAUUUUCGGAGAGGCCAACUCUGAUAGCCGGAAUGGCCCCGAAGAGGAAUUGAGUGAAGAAAAUGGAAAGAAAUAAACACGAAUCCAGAAAAUAGACAUUUAUUAUGUACACAGACUAUGUAUUUUGAAUUAAAAAUAAACACAUCACUGUUAUCACUAAGAAAUGAUGCGCCAUUCUGGAUGUUUUCCCACAAACUUUGAUCUCACUUUCCUGGAAAAUAUAAAAAUUACAAAAAAUUUUGUCCCGGAAAAUAAUUACCAGUGGAUGUUCAUUAUAGCAUCCGGCUAAUCUUCUGCGAGGAAGGUUGUUAAGGUCUAGUUUUUGACAAGGAUAAUCCGAACUAUCAUUGUAAACUAUUUUGCGAGGCGAAGUCGAAUAAACUUGUUUAUUGGUUCGUUCCAUCGUCUC
Molecule: messenger RNA, 2533 nt
Organism: Tribolium madens (black flour beetle)
Lineage: Eukaryota; Metazoa; Arthropoda; Insecta; Coleoptera; Tenebrionidae
Gene: Ir21a
Product: ionotropic receptor 21a
Exons: 4
Cellular component (GO): membrane
Molecular function (GO): ligand-gated monoatomic ion channel activity
Source: RefSeq, a predicted model, not a curated record